UCCUGUCCUGCAGGUGGCAGUGCAGUCUAAACGGGAACGCUGAGCGACGGCUAAUGACAGCAGCUAACCUUACAGCAAUUUCCCUUGUUUUGUUUAUUAAAGAAGGAAAAUGGACAACUCUCUUGCCUCUUAUAUUCACAGGUACACCGUUAUCGCUUUUUAAUCGGGAGGCAGAGCUCUAGCUCCGGUUACAGGUAUGAACUCUCUGGUUGGAUACGGAGUGUCCUCCGACUCCGACAGCGAUGGCGUUGCAGAGGAUGUAAACAGUGGCAAAGCUGGCUGUGGGAAAACUUGUGAAGAGGAAGCGCCUUUUAAAAAGACCCGCAACUUUUUGCUGGAGUCUGGUUCCGCUUCCAGUGAAUCGGAGGCAGAGGACGAGGAUCCAGAGCCCUCACCACCACCUACGUCGGCAGCCCGCCCUUCCAAACUGCCUACUCCUUCACUGGACUCCAUCACCUCUAAAAAACUGCCCUCUCCAGCGCUAAAUGCGUCAUCUGACAGCAGCGUGUUUGCCAACCCAUUUAAGGCUCAAGCAGACCAGAAGCUCAGCGCCCUGCAGAAGCACGUCCCCCUCACCAUGCAGGCCAAACCCUCCCAGAUAGGAGGUAAAAGGAUAUGCAUGUCCUACAGGAAAGAUGGAAGGUGCAGGUUUGGGAUCAAAUGUAAAUUUGCUCAUGACAGUGACCUCCAGAAGCCAGUCAUCUCCACUGACUGUCAUCCACCUGAGAGUGAAGAGACACCAGAAACUGGAGGCGGUUCAUCUGGCGGAAGGUCCCAGAGGGAAACAAAGGAGGAAGAGCCAGAAGGGCAGCAUGUGAAGAAGAAGAGGGUCGGACUGAGUGACAGCUUGAUUCCUCCUAAAAGAGCUAUGAAGCAAUAUACGAUGCAAAGGAACAGAGAGCGAGCCAAUAUGUCCUGACUCACUUCUAGUUACAUUACGUCUUCCAGACACUUUGAUUCAAUACUACUUAUAUCCCACAUACAGAGUAGGAGCCUGCCUAAUAAAAUUUAAACACUCUGAUGCAAAGAGUUGGGGUUUGAACCACCAACCACACUGCUAAUGGCUCUAACAACUGGACUGCUGCUCCUGUUGAAAAGAGGAAACUGGAGGGCUUUCAGAGCACAUUCAAUAAAAAACACUUUGGAUAAAUGUUAAGAUGUUUAUUUACAACUUUUAAGUGGACUGUUUGCUCUAACACAAAUCUAAUGUGAGAGAUCAGAGAGAUGCCGCUGACACAUAAAGUUUCUACAUAGCUUUGCUUAUCAAAUUACAUUAAACAAAUCUUAUUGACAAAUCAGUGCUUGCUGUUGAUAGGCUUACAUUUGAGUCGCAGUGUUCAAGGGUACAUUUCAGCUCCUAAAAGUCUUGUAGAGUUAAACUAUAGGGGUUAUCAUUUCCUUCAAAGCUGCACUAAUGUCAUUAAAAAAAGAGACAAAAUCUGGAAUAUGCACAAUCUGUAAAUUUUGGUGUCUUUUCCAAGUUUUGAAAUGUCUUUUUUUGUAGAUUUAGCUGAUUUCUAACCUUGUUAAAUAAAAAGUGUCACAGGAAA
Molecule: messenger RNA, 1550 nt
Organism: Maylandia zebra (zebra mbuna)
Lineage: Eukaryota; Metazoa; Chordata; Actinopteri; Cichliformes; Cichlidae
Molecular function (GO): metal ion binding
Source: RefSeq, a predicted model, not a curated record